Molecule: messenger RNA, 1119 nt
Organism: Dioscorea cayenensis subsp. rotundata (Guinea yam)
Lineage: Eukaryota; Viridiplantae; Streptophyta; Magnoliopsida; Dioscoreales; Dioscoreaceae
Product: probable anion transporter 3, chloroplastic
Biological process (GO): transmembrane transport
Cellular component (GO): plastid
Molecular function (GO): phosphate transmembrane transporter activity
Source: RefSeq, a predicted model, not a curated record
AUGGCUGCAGUCUCGUCUCUGUGGGGAUACUUGUUCUCAUCUGUCGCUGGUGGAGCUCUGGCAGACAGAUACGGCGGGAAGAGAGUGAUGGUGGGGGUGGCUCUCUGGUCCCUUGCCACUUUCCUCACUCCAUGGGCUGCUGACCACUCCACCGCGAUGCUUCUGGCAGUCCGUGCUCUGUUUGGCCUUGCUGAAGGUGUUGCCUUGCCUUCCAUGAACACACUCUUAUCCCGUUGGUUUCCUUGCCAUGAACGAGCAAGCGCGGUGGGCCUAUCAAUGGCUGGGUUUCACCUAGGAAAUGUUAUAAGUUUCUUGGCAACACCUGUCAUAAUGUCAAGCAUUGGACUUGCUGGGGCAUUUUCUCUGUUUGCGUCACUUGGGUUUAUGUGGCUAUCUCUCUGGGUAAAUGGGGUCACAAAUGAUCCUGGAGACAGUCCUCUGAUCAGCACUUAUGAGUUGCAAUUGAUCCGAGCUGGGAAGACAGAUGUCUCUUCUUCCAGCGGCUCCAAAUUUCCACCUCUUCGCCAUUUGCUGUCCAAGCUGCCUACAUGGGCUAUCAUCUUUGCCAAUGUUACCAACAACUGGGGCUACUUUGUGCUUCUUUCAUGGAUGCCUGUGUACUUCAAGACUGUAUAUAAUGUGAAUCUUAAACAAGCCGCAUGGUUUAGUGCUGUGCCUUGGGGUAUGAUGGCCAUAUCAGGUUACAUAGCUGGAGCCGCCUCUGAUUCUCUAAUUGCUUCUGGUCAUCCUGUAACUAGAGUUCGCAAAAUCAUGCAGUCAAUUGGUUUCAUUGGGCCCGCACUGGCAUUGUUGUGCUUGAAAUACGCUCAAACUCCCAAUGCAGCAGCGUUUUUAAUGACUGUUGCGUUGAGCUUCAGCUCUUUCAGCCAGGCUGGCUUCCUGCUCAACAUGCAGGAUAUUGCACCGCGGUAUGCAGGAUUCCUUCAUGGGAUUACAAACUCUGUUGGUACACUUGCUGCAAUAAUCAGCACCAUAGGAACCGGCUACUUCGUGCAGUGGUUGGGCUCCUUUCAGGCCUUCCUGACACUCACCUCAGCCCUCUACUUCAUCACCACCAUCUUCUGGAAUCUCUUUGCCACCGGGGAGCAAGUAUUAUAA